Messenger RNA from Sphaerodactylus townsendi, 1220 nucleotides. RefSeq names its product N-alpha-acetyltransferase 40, NatD catalytic subunit (gene NAA40). Gene Ontology annotation, molecular function: protein N-terminal-serine acetyltransferase activity; histone H4 acetyltransferase activity; histone H2A acetyltransferase activity. Gene Ontology annotation, cellular component: nucleus. The coding region runs from base 206 to 919 and encodes 237 amino acids. Lineage: Eukaryota; Metazoa; Chordata; Lepidosauria; Squamata; Sphaerodactylidae. The transcript is spliced from 8 exons. The record is from RefSeq and is a predicted model, not a curated record.
GCAUGCGUCCGGACGCCUCUUUCUCAUGGAUGUUUCCCACCUCCACGCUGUGCGUCAGGUGCUGCUGGGUUGUCCCGUUUUGCCCCGUUGUUUUGGGCCGUGCGCAGGCGCAAUAAGGACAUAGCUUCCCCCCUCAGUUCUUUUGCCCCCCCCGCUCGCGGAUUUUUAAGGAGAUUGUGGGGGGGUCGCAAUCGCCGCCACCGUUAUGGGAAGGAAGUCUAGUAAAGGCAAGGAGAAGAAGCAGAAACGGCUGGAGGAGCGGGCAGCCAUGGAUGCUGUCUGUGCCAAGGUGGAAGCCGCAAACAAACUGGUUGACCCCUUGGAAGCCUUCCCCGUCUUCAAGAAAUAUGACAGAAAUGGGUUGAAUGUGACCAUCGAAUGCAAACGAGUAUCCAGCUUGGACCCGGCCACGCUCGACUGGGCUUUUGAACUAACCAAGACAAACAUGCAGACGUUGUACGAGCAGAGCGAAUGGGGUUGGAAAGACAGGGAGAAACGGGAUGAGAUGACAGAUGACCGAGCGUGGUAUCUGAUCGCUCUGGAAGAAGGCUCGGUCCCUGUGGCUUUCUCACAUUUCCGUUUCGAUGUGGAGUGUGGAGAGGAGGUCCUCUAUUGCUAUGAAGUCCAGCUGGAAAGCAAAGUGAGAAGGAAAGGACUAGGCAAAUUUCUCAUACAGAUUCUGCAGCUCGUGGCAAACAGUACACAAAUGAAGAAAGUAAUGUUAACAGUAUUUAAACACAAUCAUGGGGCAUAUCAGUUCUUCAGAGAAGCUUUACAGUUUGAAAUGGACGAUACCUCACCCAGCAUGUCCGGCUGCUGCGGGGAUGACUGUUCCUACGAAAUCCUCAGCCGAAGAACAAAAUUUGGCGAGAGCCAACACACUCACCCGGGCAAUCACUGCGGAGGGUGCUGCCACUGAGAUUGUCCUCUGCUUCCUAUCUCCUGAAGAACCCAAUUUUCCACAUAAAUCCGCCUCUCUCUUUGUCGUUCCCCUCCCCACCACUGGAUCCUGUCGCUCACAUCUCUUGCUCCUCCCACAGAGCCAUCACAAAGGACUCUUACAUUCUGAAUCCCAGGAUGAAAGAUCUUCCUCCGUACUGGAGGGUCUGGAAACUAAAGUCAUGUCUAACUCUCAGGCCUAACCCCAGAUCUUACUUGCCUGUGGCCUGGAACUGAAAAUUUCAUAUUUCUGCAGUAAAGAAAUAGUUGCCACUUUAAAA